This is a messenger RNA of Arachis ipaensis, 1119 nucleotides long. NCBI's taxonomy places the organism in Eukaryota, Viridiplantae, Streptophyta, Magnoliopsida, Fabales, Fabaceae. The record is from RefSeq and is a predicted model, not a curated record.
UUACCCAGAUUUUGCAAGGUAACCCUUCAUCUUCCUCAACUCCAUUAACGUUGACUGAAGUCUGUAACGGUGGUUUGACAAAGCUGACGGCGACUGGGUGGUGGCGGUGGUGUGUUGUGCAUAUCACUAUUGUUGGAGAUGAGUGAAGACGUGGUACCCGUAUUUGACCACGGUGGAAACUUUGUUAGAGACAACAAGGGGGUGCUUGUGUACAUCAAUGGAGAAGUCAAGAAGUUUUCCCCAAUGGAUAUUGACUUGAUAUGUUUCUUUGACCUGAAAAAUUUUUUUUUAGACUUGGGUUACCAUGACUACAAGGCAAUAUUUUAGUAUGAUCCUACUUCUGCUGACCUAGAAUCCAGUCUUCACCCAAUUUAUGGAGACAAAAAGAUCAGAGCUCUGUAAAAGAACAAAAUGCUAAAUGAGAAUACUAACAAAUUCUGCAUCGAUUUUGACCAUUCAAUCAUGGAAGAUACGGAGUUCAUUGAUGAUGAUGAUGUUAGUGUUGAGGAGGUGGAUGUGCAAGAGGUUAGUGCUGAGGAUAAUGGUGUUGAGAAUGAUGCAGAUGUUGAGAGUUCAGAUAGUGAUGAUGGAUAUGAGUCAACAGAAGAUGCAUUGUACAAGCCCCCACCUUCCGGAUAUGGUUUUUCGGAUUCAAGUGAAGAGGAAGAGUCAGUCAGAGCUGGCAAGAAAGGAAAGAAUAAGGGGAAGAAGAAAUCCCCAAUGAAGACCUUGCAUAAGAAAUCAAAAGUUAGUAAGCAUGUUAAUGGGCUAGUUGACAAGGACAAUGGCAAGUCAAAAAGGACAAGUAUUGGAAGAGAAGAGGUAGCUGGACCAUCUGUCCACAAAAAGAGUCAUGGUGGGCCUGCCAGGCCUAAUAAGAGUGAUUAUGGGCCUGCUGGAACAGAAAAAGUUGUGAAUGAACCUUCUAGUGACAACAAAAACAAUGCUACACAUACUAGUACCAAUGAGACUGCAUCAAAGUCCAGAAAACCUGCUACACUUGAUGAAGAACUUGGUGUGGAGUUAUUACCUGAGUCAGAUAUUGAGUUUGAGUAUGAGUCUGAACAAUUUUUGACUCCGAAAGACUCAAGUGAUGAUGGACAAAAUGGGUUUGAUUGA